Molecule: messenger RNA, 3630 nt
Organism: Hippocampus comes (tiger tail seahorse)
Lineage: Eukaryota; Metazoa; Chordata; Actinopteri; Syngnathiformes; Syngnathidae
Gene: adam8a
Product: ADAM metallopeptidase domain 8a
Exons: 25
Coding region: 63-2669 (868 amino acids)
Biological process (GO): proteolysis; positive regulation of membrane protein ectodomain proteolysis; regulation of cell-cell adhesion
Molecular function (GO): metalloendopeptidase activity; cell adhesion molecule binding
Source: RefSeq, a predicted model, not a curated record
AAGGCAUAGUCUUCGGCAUUCGGACCAUUCCAGCUCACAAUGACUGAGUCCGUCCGAGCAAUAUGACCCACUUUGGAUAUGUGAUAUGGAUUUUCUUCUCCGCGUGGGGGAGUGUGUGGACUCUACCUCAUGUGAUGAAGUAUCAAACAGUGAUACCUCAGAAGCUGAAGAAUUCAUCUCACAUCACUGUUGCUGCCACCCAUCAGAAGUAUCCUGAUGUACUGAGGUACUCUUUGAGGAUUGCAGGACAAAACUGCACAUUACAUUUGGAAAGAAAUAGGGAGCUUCUUGGAAAAUCCUUCUUUGUGACACAUUAUUCCGAGCAAGGCACCCAACUAACAGCGACGCCUGCUCUUGAGAAUCACUGCUACUACCACGGACACGUCGUGGGAGUAAACGACUCCUCUGCCAGCAUGGAGCUGUGCUCAGGAUUAAAGGGGUUUGUGCACUUCCAAGAUGAGACGUACCUGAUAGAACCCCUGGCCUCACAGCAGGCUGAAGUUCACAGUGACGAGGGCCUUCAUGCAAUUUACAACUAUAAACACCUGAGAAGGAAGAGGAGCUCCUGUUCCCAUGGAAACACAACCAUGUACUAUGAUCAUAUCGCUCGUCCGUCUGGACUGCUCCAGCUCAGCAGUCUGAGAAGCAGAGGCCAGACCAGAGAUAGAGAACGAAAACCCAGAACAGUGGAGCUCGCCGUGGUGGUCGACAACACAGAGUACAAGAGGUUUGGUAAUAAAGGGACAGUGGAGGCCAGAGUGCUUGAAAUAGCAAACAACGUUGACAGGCUGUAUCGUCCUGUGGGUGUCCGAGUGAUGUUGGUUGGACUUGAGAUCUGGUCGUACAGAGAUCAAAUAGAGGUCAGCUCCAGUCCUGAACAAACCCUCAGCCGCUUUCUCGAGUGGCGCCAGCGGAACCUCCUGCCGAGGAUGAAGCAUGACAACGCACAAUUCAUCACAGGCUUGGAUUUCGAAGGGGUCACGGUCGGUCUGGCCAACACAAAUGCAAUGUGCACCUCGAGCUCGGGAGCGGUCAAUGAGGACCACAACAAUAACGCAAUAGGAGUGUCCUCUACCAUCGCCCACGAGAUGGGUCACAACUUGGGCUUGUCUCACGAUACGGAGAAUUGUAUCUGCGGUUCUUUGACAUCAAAAAAAGGCUGCAUUAUGGCAGAGAGCGUCGGUUCCGUGCCUCCAAAGAUGUUCAGCAGCUGCAGCCAGCAGCAGCUCAACAGGUUCCUGGAGGAGAUCAACCCAGCGUGUCUGUUGGAUACCCCCUCUACUAGUCGCCUUUAUGGUGGGCCAGUGUGCGGUAAUGCCUUCCUGGAGCCCGGUGAGGAGUGUGACUGCGGAACUGUAGAGGAAUGCAAGAAUCCCUGUUGCAACGCUACCAACUGCAAACUUAGCACAGGAGCCCAGUGUGCCGAGGGUGAAUGCUGCCACAACUGUGAGCUCAAAGCGUCUGGCAGCGUCUGUCGGCCAAAGACAGGAAACUGUGACUUGGCAGAGCACUGCUCUGGACUGUCCGCCUCCUGUCCUGCCGACGCCUACGCCCAGAAUGGGCUGCCAUGCAACCGUGGGAAAGGAUACUGCUACAACGGACAGUGUCCGUCGCGACAGCAACACUGCAAGAGACUUUGGGGACCAGAUGCUGAAGUCGCUGCAGAUGCUUGUUUCUAUCAGCACGGAGGCUGCAGAAAGAGCCUGUUUACCCGUAGAUGUUUUGGCCAAGAGCAAUCAUGCGGGACGCUUUUCUGCUCGGGAGGGUGGGAGUUCCCAGUGACAUCCAGGAAGUCCUUUUACAAAGUAGGAAAUGAGGAAUGUAACGAGGCGACCAUGAACCCUGAAGACAACUACCCUGCAGACCUGGGCAUGGUGCCCACCGGUACCAAGUGUGGCAACAAUAUGGUAUGCCACAACCAAAAGUGUCAAGACAUCACAAACAUAAGAGCGUACGGAACCAACGACUGCUCCACCAAAUGCAACAACCAUGGGGUUUGUAACCAUCAGAGCAAGUGUCACUGCGAUCCUGGUUGGGCUCCACCUUACUGUGAGGUGCUGGAAUCGCAAGUGUCCGACGGCGGGGGAAUGGGGCUUAUUGUGUCCCUGGCUGUAAGCUUGCUCAUAGUCGCGACCCUUCUCAUCGGGGGCUCCGUGUGCUGCUGCCAGAAAAUACAACCUUCAAAGAGAUGCCUCCCAUCUACCUCAGGACAGACAAAUCCUUUGUUUCGAUCAGGCAAUGCGCGGGGCAGCCCUCACCUUCGUUCCACAACCAUCAGCCAACCAACUUUUGUGGAGUCGUCGGCUACUCAAGUGUGUAAACCGCAUUCCUUCUCCAUGGUUGGACCAUCGAAUGCCAGGUUCAAAGCCUGCAGAACAGCUCCUGAGCCCCCCAAAAAGGAACCAACUGUACCUCAGCCAUCAAAGAUCCAACAGGGUUUAAGGCCACUCUUGCAACCACCAGCAGUGCCAAGCAAGCCUAUCUACACUGAGGCUAGGCCGCUACCUCCAUCCAGACCUCUUCCGCCACUGACGUCCAAACCAGUCACAAAGCCAAAACUUGUCACGCCUCCAGUGAAGCCAAAGCCCGCCGUUGUCCCUCUGCAGCUGCCUCACACUCAGCUGCUUGCAGGAAAAGCUGCCCUGACUCGACUCAGUAGACCCAGAUGACCGAGGGGAAUCAUUCCACUUCUGAAAUCCUCAGAUACUGAUGCUCUUAUCUCACCUACAAGGACUUAAAAAGAAGAAAAAAAAAAAAGCUCUCAGGAGACGUUGGUGUAGGUUCAUGCAGGGAUGAGACCCAGCUGAAGGAUCAACAACAAAAAUCAGCGGAAUUUCUUUUUCUUUUUAUUUUUUUCUUACGCCGUGAGGAUUACCACCAUCUGCCUUGCUUCUUUUUAAAACUGUGAUUGACAGCUCUUUUUGCUGCGCCACCAUGAUGAGACGACGAUGAUCUGUUUGAAGGGAAACAUCUCUUCCGCUUCUCCUCGAUCCUGAGAUAUGUGAACGCUUUAUGAUUGCACUGCUGAUGCUGUAACUCUUUUUUCAUUGUUUUGGUACUAAGAGAAGUUUUUAAAUGUGGCACCAACGUGGGCACUUUAAAUAUUUUUGUAUGAUAAAAGGACAGAGCGUAGAGGGGGGUUUCGGGAGCCCCUACCCAGCCUGUUUUAGAUGUUUCUCUAGCUCCAAUAUAUCAGAGUCAAAUGAUCAGCUCAUCAGCAAGCUGCGCACAAACCUGGUAAUGGUGUCUCAUUUGGAUGAGGUUUGUUGGAGCUAGGGAAGCAUCUAAAUCAGACUGGAUAGGGGCUCCCUCAGGACCAGACUUGGAGACCCACUGAUGUCGAUUGUAUGAAUUUGCCUUGAAUCCAUUUGUGGGACUGUAUGAAUGUACAAAUUUGUGCUUGACAAUUGUCUUUUUCACAUUGCAACCCAAGUCAAUUUUAACUUCUCAAGGGAUUAAAAAAAAAAAAAAAUUGUAUGUUCUAUGCAGUAGUUGUCGUCACAUUGUCGCUUAUAGAAGUAAUAAUAACUAAUUUAACGAGGACACAAAUUUCAAUCCGAGUUUCAUUUCUAUUUAUAAAGACCAUCGUGUGUGCAUGCAUGUGUUUAAAUAAAAUUACAGAAAACUUGA